Messenger RNA from Trichoplax adhaerens, 1740 nucleotides. RefSeq lists its product as uncharacterized. Gene Ontology annotation, biological process: gamma-aminobutyric acid signaling pathway; G protein-coupled receptor signaling pathway. Gene Ontology annotation, molecular function: G protein-coupled GABA receptor activity. The record is from RefSeq and is a predicted model, not a curated record. The transcript is spliced from 9 exons. The coding region runs from base 1 to 1740 and encodes 579 amino acids. Gene Ontology annotation, cellular component: G protein-coupled receptor heterodimeric complex; membrane. NCBI's taxonomy places the organism in Eukaryota, Metazoa, Placozoa, Uniplacotomia, Trichoplacea, Trichoplacidae.
AUGUCUAAAUAUUGCUUACAUGGUAGAAAUCAGUAUACCGCGUAUAAAUUAGGUCUUUUAAAUACCACAGUUCAACGAGUAUGGUUAAUACCUGGGUUUUAUACUUUAAAUUGGUGGAAUAGUACAGAUACACAUUGCAAACCUGAGGAAUUAAGAAAAGCUAUCAAUUACGUUAUCCUAACUGAUACUCUUAAUUUAAGACAAGAUGCGAAGAAAUCAAUUGCUGGCAUGACUGGAUCAGAAUACGAGAAAAAACUAAAGAAAUAUCCUCCAACCUCCCUUUACUACUUAAGCAGUUACCAUCCUUUUGGCUACGACACAGCUUGGGCUGUAGCAUUAGCAUUAAAUAAGACUCUAAAUAUACUAAAAAGUAACCCGACAAAAUAUAAGAAUCGCCUACUGGAAGAUUUCAACUAUAAUGAUACUGAAAUGAAAGAUAUUUUAUUAAGAGAAAUGUUUGCUCUGAAUUUUGAGGGAGUUUCGGGAGCUGUAAAAUUUGAUAAAUACGGUGACAGAUCCGGUACCUUAACCGUUCUUCAACGUGUCAAUGGGACUAGAAAUUUUGUUGGAAUAUACGAUGGCAUAAAAGAAGUUUUAGAGAUGAGAGGUCGAUUUUUUUGGAGAGAUGGCCGUAUUCCUAGCGAUGGCUCCAAAAAUGCAACUAUUGUAAAUUUACUCGUAGUUGAUUUUUCACUCUGUAUGGUUAUGGUAGCACUAUCUGCUAUUGGUAUUGGUAUCAGCGUGGUUUUCUUUUAUGCCAAUCAUAAAUAUCGCAACACGCCAAUCAUGAAAAUGUCAUCGGCUAAAUUGAAUGUUUUCAUUUGCAUCGGAGCCACGCUAAUGUACUUGUCAAUAAUAUUUUAUGCAAUCUAUCAAGGCAUUAAAUAUUCUAUGCCACAGUAUGUUCCAGUCAUGUGCGAAGUAAGCAGUAAUGUUAUUAUUUUAGACAGAUUAAUUAAUCUAAUUAAUCAUCAAAGUGCUAUCUCAAUAGAUAAAAAGUCAUUGUCGUUAUGGAAAUGGUUCUUACCCGUUGGCUUUACGCUAGCAUUUGGAGCUAUCUUCAGUAAAACUUUCCGGAUUUAUAUUAUUUAUGCUAGCGUACAAGGAAAGCCACGUCGUCGGAAAUUAUUAGAUAAAAGUUUAUUCCAGCUUGUUGGGCUUUUGGUCUUCAUCGAUAUUAUCAUUCUUAGUUUAUGGUCUGGGAUAGAUCCGUUGCGUUCUGAAGUGCAAGUGAUUGAUUCCAGGAUUUCUCCGGAUGAUCCUGAUACUAGAAUCGAUAAACGCAUGACUACGUGUACAUCACCGUAUAUGAUUUAUUGGAUGCUAAUAUUAGGAACAGAGAAGGCUGUCUUCCUUCUAUUUGGUGCUGUUGUGGCUUAUGGUACACGUAAUGUUAGCAUUAAGGAAUUAAACGAUUCCAAAUUAAUUACUAUCGUCGUGUAUAAUUUUAUCCUAAUUGCAAUCGUUACUGGGCCUCUGCGAUUUGCUCUACACACUAUGACUCCUACUGGCUAUUUUGCUGCAGAUGCAAUACUUAUCUGGUUAUGUAUUACCACUAUGUUAUGUAUUAUUUUCAUACCAAAAUUGCAGAAGGUUAAUAAAGUUAAUAGUCAAGAUGUCAUGAAAAGCAUAGGUACAUUACCAAACUCAAUCGAUAGAUCUACUGGUAAUUAUAAUCGAGCAAACAGUGCUAGUGGAUCGGUUGAUAGUAUCAUCGACAAAAAGAAUCGUAGAGAGUAA